Brassicogethes aeneus is the source of this 1746-nucleotide messenger RNA. NCBI's taxonomy places the organism in Eukaryota, Metazoa, Arthropoda, Insecta, Coleoptera, Nitidulidae. The record is from the annotation of a GenBank genome assembly.
CGACAACAACGCCGCACAGGACCACUAGAUUAUCGCGUACGCUUGCGGUCAGCGCGCGUACACACUGCAGUGUUUUGUUUUUGCAACGAGCGACUAGCGAUUUGUUUUCGGGUUUCAUGUGGUGCUGUGAUCAGUGGUUUACUGUUGGAUUCUUUUGUUAUUUUUUGUUGAAGGGGUGAAAUUCGACAUGGGGCACACUGGAUACCUUUUCGUUCUCUUGGUAUUACUGAUAUCAUGUUGGUUUACGAAUGGGUGGCAAACCUCCCCGCACCAGUACCAUAUACAGACCGACGAAGGCCCCGAACGGUACUUUAGGUACCAAACCGACAGCGGUCAGUACCGCAAGGAGAAACGACUCGAAGAUGGUACCGUGAUUGGUACUUACGCCUGGAUAGAUGACGAUGGCAUUUUGAGGCAAAGGGAUUACAUCGCCGACAAUGCCGGGUACAGGAUAUUGAAGACCAAGAAUGUUUAUGUUGGGCGUGGAGUACCAGUGGGAGAAGCCGUAAAAUCCAUCAAAAAGUACCCGGCAUCGGCCGGUACCCAAGUCCGCCAGAGACCUGUAAUCAGCGACUUACCCAGACCUACAGCUUACAUACCACCUGUAAGAAGACCUGUAAUCACCGACAUACCAUCAACAACAUUCCUACCUCCAGUGGUAUCCACAACUGAAUAUUUGCCACCAAGUAGUAGUGAAAGUCCACUAUUCUACAGACCAGCUGAACCCAUGGUGCAUACAUCUUAUGGUGUCAGUACCACUACUAGCAGACCAAUAUUAUAUUCCACGCCUUCACCAAUUAAUGUGGAAAUAAACCCCAAUAGUCUACAGUCCAUAUCCAGCACAACACCAAACUACGUUGAGAUUACGCAAAACUCUUUGAUCGCUACCACUGAGGCCGCCUCGAGCAUAUCACCGGAAUACCUGGUACCCAUAGCAAACAAUUCGGUCUCUGAUUACUAUGCUUCCACCCCAAGACCCUUCACAGCGCCUCCAGCUGAUGUACAGUUCGCUCCACCAAACUACAACUCCAUAGAUGAAUACAACCCCUAUGUGCACCACAGAGAUAAUUCCUUCAGGUUCCAAAAUGGGCCCACAUACCCCAUAGACCGUAACGGUUUAUCUUACAACGGUAGAAUCGGUAAUGGGUACGACCCACAGUACCAAAAAUACGAUGGCGUAUCUGUAACGAACGAUGGGUUCCGUUACUACAUCCCCAGGGCGUACCACGAGGAAACCACUAGUGGCGAGCGAAGGGACGGUAGUUUUGGUUACAUAGACCCAUUUGGUAUUCGUAGGGUAAUCUACUAUAACACGGCGCCGGGCACAGGGUUCCAGCAUAGAAAAAAUAAUAGAUACGUCGGGUUCCAAGCGACACCAUACGAUCCUAGACCGUACUAAACUUGCCUGAGGAAAAAAUUGUUUAACACUGCCUAUAGAUAGGACGAAAUUAUAAAAUGUGAUGUAACCUUUAUUUAAUUCUUGUAUUAUAAGCUGUAGGUGCCAUGGGUUCCACAUUUUAGGCAUUGUGAAUAACAGUUUAUGUUUUUUAGUUUAGUUAGUUUUCUUAUUUUACUCAUAAACUCUUGUUCCGAUGCCUGAUAGCUUAAUGAUUUAUUUAUAAGACUAUUUUAUUAAUUUAUUAAAAUCUUUUCUCCACCUUUCUAUCACUAUAACUCGCACUUUUAGAUUUAAGAAUACGUAGAAAAUUGUUGUAAAAUUUGAUAAAAAUUAAAUGGAACAUGAUA